GGCUUCUCCCAUGCGCCAUUUGCGUCCUUUUGUGUGUUCUAGAGAGAGAAAUUGCUCUCUCUCUCCCCCUCGUCUCAAAUAGGUGAAGCGAGCUCCAGUUUUUCAAGUUUGAUAUAAAAUGGCCGAGGCUGAGGAUAUUCAACCCCUUGUCUGUGACAAUGGCACUGGAAUGGUGAAGGCUGGAUUUGCUGGAGAUGAUGCCCCAAGGGCUGUGUUUCCUAGUAUUGUUGGUCGACCCCGACACACUGGUGUCAUGGUAGGAAUGGGCCAAAAAGAUGCAUAUGUUGGAGAUGAAGCUCAAUCAAAGAGAGGUAUUCUCACUUUGAAAUACCCAAUUGAGCAUGGUAUAGUGAGCAAUUGGGAUGACAUGGAGAAGAUUUGGCAUCACACCUUCUACAAUGAGCUUCGUGUUGCUCCUGAGGAGCACCCAGUUCUUCUCACUGAGGCACCCCUGAACCCCAAGGCAAACAGAGAGAAGAUGACCCAAAUCAUGUUUGAGACCUUCAAUGUUCCGGCAAUGUAUGUCGCUAUUCAGGCCGUGCUUUCUCUGUAUGCCAGUGGUCGUACUACUGGUAUCGUGCUCGACUCUGGUGACGGUGUCAGCCACACAGUCCCAAUCUAUGAGGGUUAUGCCCUCCCUCACGCCAUCCUCCGUCUUGAUCUUGCUGGUCGUGACCUCACUGAUGCCCUAAUGAAGAUCCUGACUGAGAGAGGCUACUCCUUCACCACAACAGCAGAGCGGGAAAUUGUUCGUGACAUGAAGGAGAAGCUCGCAUACGUGGCUCUGGACUACGAACAAGAGCUUGAGACUGCAAAGAGCAGCUCCUCCAUUGAAAAGAGCUAUGAGUUGCCUGAUGGUCAGGUGAUCACCAUUGGGGCUGAGAGAUUCAGGUGCCCUGAGGUUCUAUUCCAGCCAUCUUUGAUAGGAAUGGAAGCAGCUGGUAUCCAUGAGACUACAUAUAAUUCAAUCAUGAAGUGUGACGUGGAUAUUAGGAAGGACCUUUAUGGAAACAUUGUGCUCAGUGGUGGGUCAACUAUGUUCCCUGGUAUUGCUGAUCGUAUGAGCAAGGAGAUCACUGCUCUUGCCCCUAGUAGCAUGAAGAUCAAGGUGGUGGCUCCACCUGAGAGGAAAUACAGUGUCUGGAUUGGAGGUUCUAUCUUGGCAUCUCUCAGCACUUUCCAACAGAUGUGGAUAGCCAAGGCUGAGUAUGAUGAGUCUGGCCCAUCCAUUGUUCACAGGAAGUGCUUCUAAAUGAAAACGAUGGUCAGUGGUAUGUCGCUUUUUCACCUUUGGGUCCCCCCUUUUUAUGUGAGAUCUAGCUGUUUGAUUGAGAAAUGGUGUAGAAGAGUAUUUGCAGUGAGGUUUUCUAGAGUUGUAUUAGCUUGAUAUGGUAUUGUAUGUCUUGCUUUAGAUUGGAAAAUUUCCGGUCACCUUGUCCCCUCUCUAUUUCUCUCCCUUGAGCCAUUGGUAUUUGUAAUGGCUAGUUUCCCUGUCAUUGAGGAUUAUGGGAAUGUAGUAGUUUUUCCAUUUGUCGGAGGGAGUCAGAGAGAGACUGCCGAUUGUUGUGGCAACCUAGUGGUAGAGAGCGUGUGGGUAUGUUUUUUUGGGCUGUUUCUGUUAAUAGUAGUAUGAGAAAUUUGAUAUGAUAUCAACCUCUGGUAUUGACUCAUUUAUUGGGUGUUAGUGUUAUCAUAUUGUUAUCUCUAUUCCUUUA
Molecule: messenger RNA, 1715 nt
Organism: Amborella trichopoda
Lineage: Eukaryota; Viridiplantae; Streptophyta; Magnoliopsida; Amborellales; Amborellaceae
Product: actin
Source: RefSeq, a predicted model, not a curated record